Messenger RNA from Salvelinus namaycush (lake trout), 1002 nucleotides. Its product is annotated as hyaluronan and proteoglycan link protein 2-like. The record is from RefSeq and is a predicted model, not a curated record. NCBI's taxonomy places the organism in Eukaryota, Metazoa, Chordata, Actinopteri, Salmoniformes, Salmonidae. The coding region runs from base 1 to 1002 and encodes 333 amino acids. Gene Ontology annotation, biological process: cell adhesion. The transcript has 5 exons. Gene Ontology annotation, molecular function: hyaluronic acid binding.
AUGAAGGAGCACUGGGAGAGAAAAGCCCGGCAGGUUCCGGAAUCUCCAGUGAAGCGCUCCAGAGAAGCAACAAAGAAAUUGAAGUAUCUGCUUGAGCCACCUGUUUAUGCCGAGGUAACCAGCCCUCGGGGAGGAAAUGCCACUUUGCCAUGUGUACUGCGAUUCAAACCAAGCCAUUACAAGGUGAAAUGGACAAAACUGGAACCACUUCGUCAUGGAAGCAAGAACAUUGUCAUGAUCACAAACGGUUCAGCCCACAAACCUUAUGGCCUGCUUGGGCCACGGGCCUCGCUCCGUAAGGCUCAUGCCAUGGAUGCCUCACUACGACUCAGCAACCUGGAACUAGAAGACGAUGGUAGAUAUCGCUGUGAGGUGAUCAACGGUAUCGAGGAUGAGAGUGUCAUCAUUACAUUGGGGAUAGAAGGGAUGGUGUUUCCAUAUCAGAGCAAAAACGGCCGCUACAAAUUCACCUACCAGGAAGCUAAGGAGGCCUGUGUUGAACAGGAUGGCACAUUGGCCACAUUCAAGCAGCUAUACAGAGCCUGGACAGAGGGUCUGGAUUGGUGCAACGCGGGAUGGCUCAUCGAUGGGAGAGUCCGCUACCCCAUCCUGCACCCACGAGCAGAAUGUGGGGGGGAGCUGCCGCCUGGCAUUCGCAGCUAUGGCCCCCGGGACAGGAUCCGGGACCACUUUGAUGCCUUCUGUUUCACCUCUAGAACAACAGGCUUUGUGUUCUUCGUUGGAGGGCCACUCACGUUUGGGGAGGCAGUGCAGGCAUGUAGGGGUGAGGGAGGAGAGUUAGCUCUGGUUGGACAGCUCUAUUCAGCCUGGCAUUUCCUGAGCUAUGACCGCUGUAAUGGAGGUUGGUUGAAGGACGGCAGUGUGCGUUUCCCUAUCACCACCCCUAGAGCGCGCUGUGGCGGUAUUCCCGAGGCUGGGGUGCGCACCUUUGGGUACCCCAACAAGACCCUGCGUCUCUAUGGUGCCUACUGCUACAGGUAG